AUGGCUUGCCGCUAUAGCAUACAGUACUAUACGAGCAUGAUUGAACGCAGUCGCGUGACUCGUGUUUGGAUUCCAUCCCUGGUAAGAAGUUUCCCUCUGCGUAGGGCAGGUGUUUGCUUUGCAGUGCCAUGCACGCCACGUCUCACCCGCACGCAGUUGAGCCCACCCGAUGCAGCCCCUGCACGCUUCCCUGCCCCUCGCGGCACAGGCCAGCUAUCCGAUCCGGCGCCGGCGCGGGGUCAAGCGGCUGCCGGUCGGUGCUCGCACGAACGGCGGCCGGGUGGCGAGGCACGUGCGGCUUGGACGGCGUGUAAGUUGGUCUGUGUGAGGAUUUUAUCCGCGCUUUGUCGACAAGACUCUUUUUGA
Messenger RNA from Purpureocillium lilacinum, 366 nucleotides. NCBI's taxonomy places the organism in Eukaryota, Fungi, Ascomycota, Sordariomycetes, Hypocreales, Ophiocordycipitaceae. The record is from RefSeq and is a predicted model, not a curated record.